Molecule: messenger RNA, 900 nt
Organism: Capronia coronata CBS 617.96
Lineage: Eukaryota; Fungi; Ascomycota; Eurotiomycetes; Chaetothyriales; Herpotrichiellaceae
Exons: 1
Coding region: 1-900 (299 amino acids)
Biological process (GO): post-translational protein targeting to membrane, translocation
Cellular component (GO): Sec62/Sec63 complex
Source: RefSeq, a predicted model, not a curated record
AUGGAAUACUACUCGCUCCUCAUCCCGAUCGCCUACCUAGGCAUCCUGAUCGGGUCGAUGGCGACGUUCUCCCACCUAUACCGCCAACGACAGGUGACCUCGAAACUCCGUCUCGCGCCUUACUUCGGCCCCCACACGACACGCAACAUCUAUCUAUCCCUGCUCCACCUACAAGACCAGCCAGGCGACUCUUCGGGGGCGGCGGCCAGCACGACCAAAGUCCCCGACGGCGUAUUACGAGCGGCCCUACUCGCCCGUGCGGUCGAAGACAUCCAGCGCAUCAUGGAGGUCCGGACCCGCAAGCCCGCGCUCGCACAGCUCCUCCAGCGCGGCGUCGUCGGCGACGAAAUCUUCCAGCGUCUCCAGCGCGCCGAGCAGGAACUCGAACUCGAGCUCAAGGACGUCGUGGCCGAGGCCAAUGCCCUCGCGCCGGACUGGGGCCGCACCAUCUUCCAGAGUGCGAAUGAGAUGGUGCAGAACAAGAUUCUGAGGGACAAGUUGGAUGCCAUCAAGGCCACGUUACCGGCGGAGAAGGCGGCCUGGGAUGCGCAGCGCGAGAAAUCGAGAAGGGAAUUGGAGGGGGAUGCGGUGGAUAAAGCGACACAUGAUGCCGCCGCCGGUGUAAGAUCAAUACAUGCUCAAACCACUACCGUUGCUGGUGCAGCUGGGAAGGGACCAACGCAGCAGCCUCAGCCUCAGGCUCUGUCUCAGUUUCAGUCUCAAAUGGCGGAGACGGCUGCUAGAGCUGCGGCGAGAGCUGCGGCUGCGAAUAGUGAUGACGAUGCUGUCAUUGUUGAGUCUCCCGGUGCUGAAGUGUCCGGGACAGCAGCUACAACUACAACCACAACAACCGGCGGAGGAGGUGGUGGGAAAAACAAGAAAAAGAAAGGCAGGAGAUGA